Messenger RNA from Galdieria sulphuraria, 1868 nucleotides. Its product is annotated as MFS transporter. Gene Ontology annotation, molecular function: transmembrane transporter activity. The transcript is spliced from 10 exons. NCBI's taxonomy places the organism in Eukaryota, Rhodophyta, Bangiophyceae, Galdieriales, Galdieriaceae. Gene Ontology annotation, cellular component: membrane. The coding region runs from base 25 to 1605 and encodes 526 amino acids. Gene Ontology annotation, biological process: transmembrane transport. The record is from RefSeq and is a predicted model, not a curated record.
GUGGAGUCAUUCCGGUUUACCUUUAUGCAAUCAGUGACCAGUUCAAACUCUCGAGGUGCUAUUUGUAGUUUCCAAACAUUUUCUCUUCUUGAAAACGCUGUCUUUUAUAGAUUGAGUCAAGGUGUAUUGGGCUCUCUUUCACCUGCAGGUUUUGCAAUAUCUACCAUUGUGUGCAGCUAUGUAUUGCGACACUAUUCACCCAAAGCUAUUUUGAUAGUAUGUUUAUUUAUGGCUGUCGUUGCAAACUUGACUUUUGCCCUUUCAACUCACUGGUUUCUAUUUUAUUUUUCUCGUUUUCUCUUUGGGGCAUUCGUAGCAGCAUUCUUUAUAUAUAUGCCAGUAUGGACUGAUGAAUUUGCACCUUCAAGGUUCCGCACAAGAUGGAUUGGACUUGUUCAAGCUUGUGCACCUCUCGGAGUAAUAUUGGGUUUUAUUUUUUCUGGGCUACUUAUUGAUUAUCAACUUUCAUGGAGACUGGCGUUUAUCUUUCAGAGUAGUUUUAUGCUGUUAUGUGUUAUUGGUUUAUGCUUUUGUCCUCGUUGCUUUAUAGAUGUUGAGGAGAACAGAGUUUAUCCUUCUGUAGUUCCCAAGACUCCUGAUUGUAAUCGUCUCUGGUCAUCUACGAGGUUAAGAUGGCAGGCGGAUACUGAGUCUCAAUACAUCUCCUUUGUUGACUCCAAAGAUGCAACUAGGAAUCAUUCUAGACGUCUUUUAUAUGAUUGUCAAGAUAAUGCUGUUUCGCCAGGGUUUCUAGGAAAUGGACGAGUUGCUGAAGAAACUAGUGGUCUUCUUGAAAAUGCAAGUGAUUCUUCUUCAAAUGACGAAAACAAUUUUUCCAAUAGAGGGUUAUUUGGUUUUGCUGCAGUUUCUUCCAAUAACUUUGCACAGGGUUUAUAUGCUUUUGAACAGCCAUUGAACCAUGCUGCUACAGGACUUUAUUAUUUUGGGAAGGAGCUCAGUGUUCUUGUUUCAAAUAAGCUCUGGAUAUGCUGUUGUCUAACUCUGGCUUUUCUAUUUUUUACUAUUGAAGGCAUUCGUUAUUGGGUUGUUAUUUAUAGACAAGAGGUUUACUUUGAUAUUCUUUCCAGCAUUGUAUUUGUCUUUGUCAUUGUUUCUGUGACGGCUCCUAUCAUUGGAGUUCUUAUUGGAGGUCAUUUGAUUGAUAGUCUAGGUGGUUAUAAGCAACCUGAGGCUCUUUCGCGUUCGUUAAGAGUCAUAUGUGUAUUUGGCUUUCUGGCAUUUAUUCCUGCAUGGUUUUGUGUAUUGAAGAGUCCUUCCAAUUUAUUAUUCUUUGGUAUUUCCAUAUGGCUCAUUAUAUUCUUUGGAGCAGCAAUGGUUGCUCCACUUACCGGUAUUAUGGUAUCGGCUGUUGCGUAUGAACAUCGUUCAGUAAGCUCAGCGAUGAGUUUGUUGAUCAAUCACAUUUUUGGUUACUUUGCAGCUCCUCUAGUCACAGGUUGUAUAUCUCAAUUCUAUGGUAUAAGAAUUGGAUUUCCAUGCAUUUUAUUGUUGGGUUCAUUUUCUUUGCUAUUUGUCAUAUUUGGAAUGAUUGACAACAAUAGACAUUUGCAAACUUUUCAAUGCCAAGAGAACUCAUUGAAUUAGCUUCGUCAUAGCUUUGAUGGCUCCUUAAAUGGUUGUCUUAUCAUGUAUAGUUAGCUACACAUAUCCAUUCCACAAGAUGUUACAAGAUAGAAAGGGAAUAUUUCCAACAUGUGAUUAUACAAAUACUCUUUUUCCUUUGGUGCAGACUGGUAACAUUUUUUAUUCGAGUUGUAUAACAAUAUUGAAGAUCCUCCCAUGUUAGUGUUCUUGAAAUGGAAAAACUGUAAUAAAAGACCUAGGCAGUCGAUACGAUUACAAACACA